Molecule: messenger RNA, 963 nt
Organism: Impatiens glandulifera
Lineage: Eukaryota; Viridiplantae; Streptophyta; Magnoliopsida; Ericales; Balsaminaceae
Product: pollen-specific leucine-rich repeat extensin-like protein 3
Exons: 1
Coding region: 1-963 (320 amino acids)
Source: RefSeq, a predicted model, not a curated record
AUGAUAACAUGCAAAAGGAAAACUGUAAUAUUGGUUAUCAUCAUCACUUCAUUGCUUUUCAUCACGCCAACAACGAUCUCACUAAGUAGUAAUAGAAGAGGAAGAAGAUCAAGAUCAAGAUCAAGAUCAAGCAGAUCAAGAUCAUCAUCAUCAUGCGAUCCACUCUAUCAAUUCCUCUUUGAACAUUGCAGUCAAUGGCCUUUCACACGUUCUUCUUCUAAUAAUCCUUUCAGAACACCCUCUCCCGGCCGCUCUCCCGGCCGCCGCCUACCACCGCCGCCGCUCGUCCCGUCGCCUCCUCCAAUAAGAGUCCUACCACCUCCUCCCCCAAUAAGAAUCCUACCACCUCCUCCCCUCGUAUCGUCACCUCCACCUCCACUCAUCUCCGUUUCACCGCCUAUAGUACCUUCACCACCGCCACCUAAGCCGACACCAGUUACCCCUUCCUCACCACCGCCUAAACCUCCACCGUUGGUCCUUUCUCCGCCACCAGCGCCCCUUGUUGCAUCACCUCCGCCGGAAAUAGAUACACCGACAUCUCAACCUCCACCCGAUAUGUCAUUCUUAUUCCCGCCGCCACUAGUCUCGUCACCGCCACCAUCUCUUGACAUGCCAUGGCUAUCACCGCCAAUAGAUGAACCAUUACCAUUGGUUCCUUCUCCUCCGUUAAUUGAUUCACCAGAACUACCUCCAUUCACGUUUCCACCUACUCCUGACACGCCCGACUUAUUUCUUCCACCGCCUCUUCCAGAUCUGUUCCUUCCUCCUCCGGUGGUUCCAGAAAUUCCAGAUACAUCACCGCUUCCCGGCCUGCCAGAUCUGUUCAUUCCUCCUCCGGUGGAUCAAGGAAUUCCAGAUGUUCCUAUACUACCAUUUCCAUCUGCUCCGCCGGCAACAGAUGGAGGCUUCAACCUUCCGCCGGCAUUUGAGCUCCCGCCUGAUUACGGUUUUACUCCUCCUUAA